GUUAUCGAAGUUUAAGCGGUGCAAAAGUUGUUAAAGUGCACAUUUGUUGUGCAAGUGUUUUGUUAUUUACAUAAAAUAAGUGUGAAGUGUUGUUAAUAAAGGUGCUAUGCAUUACCUAAUUAAGGUUUAAAUCGUACAAUAUGAGUAUGACCCAAGCUCCACCUAGAAAUAUGGAAUCAUUACCAAAGCAGUUUGUGUCCGCGAUGCAGACGUUGUUCGAUAUUAUGGAUGAUAAACAUACUGGGUACGUAAAGGUCACGGAUAUAGAAAAUCGGUGGAGAGAUGACCGCACUAAGGGUUUGCCAAGAGGUGUUAUAGAGAGCCUUCAAAAGGUCGCUUCCCACGACGGUUUACUAACAUUUGAACGCUUUUGUACCGGCCUUAAAAUCUGUCUUUUGUGCAAUCAAGUUGAAAAAAGUUCUGAUAAAGUUAACAGACUUAACGACGAAGAAUCAGGAGGCGGCAAUGUUCAAAUAAGCAACAUUAAUCAAGGCCACCAACGCCCGCCUUCAGCGCCCUUACUCGAUAUCGACGUGCAGCAGGACAAGAAUUGGAACUCAAUUAAAAAUACAGAGACAACAUCACAACAAAGAACUAUCAGCAUGCCCCAGUUGCUAGGCCGCAAAGAUGGCCCUUUCCAAGAGAUGAGGAACCACGGAGCAGCAAUAAAUAAACACGACAGGGUUUUCGCUCCUCCAAAACCGCCAAGAUUGGAGAAAAAUUCUGCAGAAAGGAAGGAACCCUCUAGAAGCUUCAAAACAGAUGACGCACCACGCUUUGAGCCUGAAGACAUUGGGGACUUAAAAAUUGACUUUGAGGAAGUAGCUCGGUCGGGAGAGGAGGCCAGUAGAGGCCUGGGAGAUGGAAGACCAUCAAACGACGCACAAGCGCAAGGCAUGCGUCGCACGCGCCGUCGCGAGCCUCGGCGACACACCCUACAUAACGGUGUAGACUAUAAUCUCCUUAAACGAAUGAAACAGAUUGAACAAGAAAAGGAUGUGUUGCUACAGGGGUUGAAUGCAGUCGAGGAAGCAAGAGAGUGGUAUUUAAAGCGGUUGGGCGAGGUCCAGGAGAAGAUGCGACAUGCUGGGCGGAUGGGAGUUUACGUUGAGCCAUGGAGUGAAGCGCAUCAGGAAAGGCUGGAGCUGCUGCGGGCGCGAGUGCUGGAGUUGAACCGACAGCUGGGCGCGCUGGCGGCGGGCUGGCGCCACGGCCAGCUGUCGCUGCACAUGAACCUGGCGCUGCCGGCCGCGCCCAACGCGGGCGUGUUCACGUCCGCCACCAAGCAGAAUCGCAUGUUAGCCGAGGAAGUCAAUCGGAAAAACGAGAGAAUAGCUGUUUUGGAGAGGGAAAAGUCAGCACUGAUUAGAGAGGUGUUAGGACAAAGAAAUCGAACAAAAAUAAUGGAUAACUUUGCAUAACACACAAAAAAUUAAA
Molecule: messenger RNA, 1437 nt
Organism: Cydia amplana
Lineage: Eukaryota; Metazoa; Arthropoda; Insecta; Lepidoptera; Tortricidae
Product: suppressor APC domain-containing protein 2
Exons: 3
Coding region: 141-1421 (426 amino acids)
Source: RefSeq, a predicted model, not a curated record